This is a messenger RNA of Galeopterus variegatus (Sunda flying lemur), 2997 nucleotides long. RefSeq names its product ubiquitin-like domain containing CTD phosphatase 1 (gene UBLCP1). Bases 120 to 947 code for a protein of 275 amino acids. Gene Ontology annotation, biological process: protein dephosphorylation. Gene Ontology annotation, molecular function: protein serine/threonine phosphatase activity; protein binding. Lineage: Eukaryota; Metazoa; Chordata; Mammalia; Dermoptera; Cynocephalidae. The transcript has 10 exons. The record is from RefSeq and is a predicted model, not a curated record. Gene Ontology annotation, cellular component: nucleus.
CCCCACUUCCGCUUGCCUUCGGAUCUGCUAAGGCAGGUUUCUGCGUCUGCUGCCGCUUGUUCCGCCGCGCUCCAGGUAAUUUUUUCUGAAGGAAAGCUGCCUCCUUAUAUGUUUCAAGAAUGGCUCUCCCUAUCAUCGUAAAGUGGGGAGGACAAGAGUAUUCAGUGACCACACUUUCUGAAGAUGAUACUGUGCUGGAUCUCAAACAGUUUCUCAAGACCCUUACAGGAGUACUGCCAGAACGCCAAAAGUUACUUGGACUCAAAGUUAAAGGCAAACCUGCAGAAAAUGAUGUUAAGCUUGGAGCUCUCAAACUGAAACCAAAUACUAAAAUCAUGAUGAUGGGAACUCGUGAGGAGAGCUUGGAAGAUGUCUUAGGUCCACCACCUGACAAUGAUGAUGUUGUCAACGACUUUGAUAUUGAAGAUGAAGUAGUUGAAGUAGAGAAUAGGGAAGAAAACCUACUGAAAAUUUCUCGCAGAGUAAAAGAGUACAAAGUGGAAAUUUUGAAUCCUCCCAGGGAAGGGAAAAAGCUUUUGGUACUAGAUGUUGAUUACACAUUGUUUGACCAUAGGUCUUGUGCAGAGACUGGGGUAGAAUUAAUGCGGCCAUAUCUUCAUGAAUUCCUGACAUCUGCAUAUGAGGAUUAUGACAUUGUUAUUUGGUCUGCAACAAAUAUGAAGUGGAUUGAAGCUAAAAUGAAAGAACUGGGAGUGAGCACAAAUGCAAAUUAUAAGAUUACCUUCAUGUUGGACAGUGCUGCAAUGAUAACAGUGCAUACUCCAAGGAGAGGAUUAAUAGAUGUAAAGCCUCUUGGUGUUAUAUGGGGAAAGUUUUCAGAGUUUUACAGCAAAAAAAACACCAUUAUGUUUGAUGACAUAGGAAGAAAUUUUCUAAUGAACCCACAGAAUGGAUUAAAGCCCCAGGGCUUAAGCAAGACCCUGUAGAGCAGCUUCUUGAUCCCCCACAUUCACUACUGCUGUUGUGAAACAUCACUGCCUGCACUACCUGUCUGGAAGUGGGAUCUCCUGCAAGUGCUGGUUUCUGAGCAGACUCACUCUGGCAGCUCUUAUUGGUACCCUUAAAGCAACACGGGAGCCCAGUUAACAGUUUUGGAGGUCUCUGGCACCAACUUGUUCUGAUGAAAAGUAGAACAUCUGGGAAGAUUUUCUUCUCUCCAUUUGAGGCUGGUGGUGUGUUUUUCCAAUGACAGAAGAAAAACACAGUUGGUCCUUUGUAUUCUUAGGUUCAGCAUCCGUGGAUUCAACCAACUAUGGAUCGAAAAUAUUCAAAGACAAAAACAAUAAAAAUAACGAUACAACAAUAAAAAAAAUUACAAAUAAGAAAUACAGUGUAAUAAUUAUUUACGUACCAUUUACAUUGUAGUAGGUAUUAUAAGUAAUCUAGAGAUGACUUAAAGAAUAUGGGAGGAUAUGAGUAGGUUAUUUGCAAAUACUAUACCACUUUACGCAAGGGACUUGAGCAUCUGUGAAUUUUGGUAUCUGGGGGGGUGGGGGCUCCUGGACCCAAUCCCCCAUGGAUACUGAGGGAUAAUUAUAUAUAAAAAUAUAUAUUUAAAGUCUUCUGUACUCUUUAUAGAUAUGGUAGCGGACUUCUUUUGGCUCAUUGCUCUUGCUUCUCAGUGAGUGACAAUGAUUAAAUAUCAUCCAUUUUUCAAUGUUACUCUGUAAAAUUAAUAACUGAUGGCCAACUUAAAUUUUCUCCAAAUCCAAAUAAGGGUAUAUUAAUAUGUUGCUAAGUAUGAAUUAUUCAGUCCUUACACAUGUGCUUUAGGAGUAUGUGUGAUUUUUUUUUUUAAAAAAAGACUACUCGUGACAGAAAAAUUAGAAUAUAAACUGAACUACAUAGAAUUGUAUAAUCAGCCCCCAGGUAUGUAUCAUUCAAUUCACACAACUUAUUAAUUCAUGGAUGAUUAUGUUCUAUACCCUAUCUACUUCCCCCUUUUUGAUAUUUUGAAGCAAAUCCAAGACAUAUCAUUUUAUCUAAAAUUAAUUUAAAAUUUUUGAAAGGCUAUCUUGAAUUAUAUAAAACUAUUUGAGCUGAUGUCUUUAAAAAAAAAAGCAAAACACUUUUGGAGCUAUAACAUAAAGAAAAAUGCAUAACAUUUAUAGUUUAACAAAUUGCUGUAAAGUUAACUCAUGUAACUACCACCCCAAUCAAGAUAUAAUAUUCUUUGGUAAUUGCAAUCCCCCCUCACUGUCUACUAUUUUGACCUUUGUAGUUUGAAGUGAUGCUUUUUGAAUGAAUGGUUUUCAUCAUAAAAUAUAUCAACCUUAAAAAUUUGGAAAAUAUGACUUUAUGGGAAACUCUUAAUUAAAAAAUGAUUUUUACAGGGAAUUUAAUGAUAAAGAAAACUGCUUAUGAUAAAAAGUGGGAGAGAACAGGUUAUAUAAAUGUAUAGCAAUGUCUCAGCUCUAUAAAAAUUUCAUAGAAAAAUAUGGAAAUGAAAAUUAUUAGUGUUAGAAUUUAUCUCACUCCCCUGUUAGAUCCAGCUUGUGAAUUCACUUUUUGUGAGUGAAAUAAAGUGAAUGAAAUUAAUUAGUAAGAAGGAAAUACAAUGAUAGGAGGAGGAAAAGUCUAAGUAGUGUUGCAGAGUGGAGUAGCCACAUAGGGGUUCAAGUGCUGAAAGAAAGUUGGUGAUUUGCCAGGCUAAAACUGAAAAGGUAAUGUUAGGUAAAACAGGAAGAGCUUUUAAUUUGUAUUGUAAACAUUUUACAUGACUUUCUAUUUGUUAAACUUAGCCCAGUGUAAAAGUGAUUUUUAGUAUUUGUGUCCUUGGAGAUAUUUUAGCCUCAUUAACUCUAAUUCAAAUGAUGGAAUAGUGUAAAUUUGUGUUAAUUUUUCUUAUUUGUGAAGUAUUGAGUAAUAUUUUUUUCCUCAUAGAUAAGGCCUUUUAUGAAAGCACAUCUAAACCGGGAUAAAGACAAGGAACUUUUAAAAUUAACUCAGUACCUCAAGGAAAUAGCAAAAUUAGAU